AUGUUCGCUAUUAAGACUAAAGGCAGUACUUUAGCCAAGAGAAUGUCUAGCUUAAGCUCUUCUAAGUUCAAAGCCAAGCCGAUGUCUCUUAACAAGCUGAACUGGAGCACUAGCCUGAUGGGCACCGCUUGGAAGAACAGCCCCCUUAACACCUUGGAUACGGUCAUAGAUCUCGCCACUUUUAUAUCCCAUAAGAAGAAGUUGUUUUCGGCAUUUAGAAAGGGAUUUGCUGUUGUCUUGGACGCUAAAGCCAAGACUUACGGAGCCAAGUCCUUUUCUAAGGGCAAAAGCCGCCGAGCUGACGACCUUGUGGACGCCGACAAGUUGAAGGAUUUUAAAGAGAGCUUGCGACCGAUUGAGUUGUCCUUUGACGACUUUGAUUCAAGUAUGGAGAUCACUUUGGAAAGUGCGAAAUCCACCCGUGAACUACGGUUCACGGGCCAAAUCGACGAAUCUAAGGCAUCAUCUUCUCAACCGGAAUCCUCAGACCGCGCUUUCGAUGAGGCUAUGGAAGCCCUAGGUGACUUGCUCGAAGACGAGGACGACCCAACUAGUGGCUCUGGACCUUACUCUAGCCUCGCUGACCCUCCGUCGGCCAAGUUCACACUUAUCAACGAUGCUACUAACAAGCGCAAGAACGACACGCGCUCUUUCACCCUUGAGGAUGCUGCUGCUGGCACGUCAUCGUCCAAUGCUGGCCCUGCUAAAAGAAGAAGACCCUCCCAGCUUGAGGAGAACGAAGGAGUUGAGGACGUGAGCACGGAAGGAGACCAUGAGGAAGCUGCCGAGGCGUAG
Messenger RNA from Drepanopeziza brunnea f. sp. 'multigermtubi' MB_m1, 795 nucleotides. The record is from RefSeq and is a predicted model, not a curated record. NCBI's taxonomy places the organism in Eukaryota, Fungi, Ascomycota, Leotiomycetes, Helotiales, Drepanopezizaceae.